CUCCUUGCAUGCAGGUUAUAAACCUUAAUGUUAUCUAGUCUAGUGUUUUAAAGUCCAAUUUUUACACUUUUAUUUUUUUUUGUAAUGUCCUUGUUGAAGUAUUGUUCAAAAUUUAUAUUAAAACCGACUCAUAAAAAAAUAUUUUCCCAUUAUAACCAUAGCUGUAUAAGCCAAUUCUCCCUCAAUUCAAAUGUAGUCUCUACUGAAAGUAAUCCUUCAAAUAAAGUGAACUAUAUAAAGAAUAAGUUUAACGAUCUGGUGGCAUGGUACGAGGAAGUGACUGGUAUGGAUGAAGUCAGAAUUAUGCAGAAUAAGGUGAUUGAAGCGCAGGAGAAAUUUGUAUGCGCCCAGGAAAAAAGGCGUGAAAUGGCCAAGGAAUUGAAUAGAAUUCAAAACAAGCUGAAAGAAAUAUAUUCUGAGCUGGAUACAACAACAAGAGGAGAAGAAAGGUACCUGCAAUUGAUUACUACCGAGCAUGCUAUAUUGAAGGAAGAAAGGAAAUUAAAUUCGGAGUUCGCUUUAGUUGAAAGGGAAGAACGGGACAGUUUCACGACAUUGUCGUCAUGCGUGAAGGAGAGCCACGAAAAAGAGAGGGCACAGGCUGAAAGAACAAAGUAUUGGUCUAUCAUUGGAUCCAUUAUUGGUACUGUAAUUGGUAUAGCUGGAAGUUCAAUUAACAACGAAUUUAAAAUGAAGGAAUUGAGAAAAUUGGUGUAUGAUUUGACUAGUAACGACAUAACAAAACUUGAUGUGAAUACUGCAACUCUACUUAACCAACAUGAACAGCAAUUAUCUUCUAUUGUAACAGAAAUGAAACAUACGGUGAAUUCAUUAAUAAAUGAAAAAGAACAAGAAAAUGUUAAACUUCAAUUAGAUAAUCUUCUACAUACAAUAAACGCUAAGCAUUCAUUACCUAACGAGAAUACUGAAAAGAAUGUUCAAGUUUUAGAAAACAAGGUGGAGGAAUUAAAAGGAUUACUCAAUUCCUUUCAGAGGUAUGAUGGCCAGUUGGUAGCCAUACCCAAUGAUCUAGAAUUGCUUAUACAAAAGCAGUCGCAGGAGACCAAAAUGUUAUUAAUCGGUGUCUCCGUGAUAGGUGUUGUCUUACCAAUUAUCAUAUCAUUCCUCCAAAGGUAGUUUUGUGAUUUCGUCAAGAAUAUGUGAUUUAUACGCUUUUCUGUAGCAUUUAUUUUAUUACAUACUGGUUUUACCUGUAUAUACAGUGUAAAUAAAUUAAAAUUAUGUAUAUAUUAUUUAUUUUUUGUUAAAUAUAUACCAUCAUUUUAACUGCAAUG
Nezara viridula (southern green stink bug) is the source of this 1295-nucleotide messenger RNA. The record is from the annotation of a GenBank genome assembly. NCBI's taxonomy places the organism in Eukaryota, Metazoa, Arthropoda, Insecta, Hemiptera, Pentatomidae.